AUGUUGUUAAUAUAAAUUGAGACAAAUUAUUUAAAAAAAAAAAGAAAAGGCUGGAAUAUCUAUAAUCUAGCUGUUAUUUACAUCAUUUUGAUUUAAGAGUUUAUGAUCUACAAUAGAAUAAAUUAAUUAGAAAUUGCAAUAUUCGUCAAAAGAAAAGCCCAUUUGUAUCUAUUAAUAUUUGGAAUAGUAUUAAGGUUUUGUUGCAUAUUGAAAUGA
This is a messenger RNA of Paramecium sonneborni, 216 nucleotides long. NCBI's taxonomy places the organism in Eukaryota, Ciliophora, Oligohymenophorea, Peniculida, Parameciidae. The record is from the annotation of a GenBank genome assembly.